Molecule: messenger RNA, 657 nt
Organism: Aspergillus alliaceus
Lineage: Eukaryota; Fungi; Ascomycota; Eurotiomycetes; Eurotiales; Aspergillaceae
Product: fungal specific transcription factor domain-containing protein
Exons: 2
Coding region: 1-657 (218 amino acids)
Cellular component (GO): nucleus
Source: RefSeq, a predicted model, not a curated record
AUGCAAUCGAUUCAUAGUCGACGUAUUGCCCCGUACCCGCUUGAUACUGAUACUAAUGCGGGAGCAGCCAAAGAUAUGAUUGCUCCGGGAAUAGAAAAUAGAACGAUGUGGGCUUGUUUUAUUAUGGACCGUAUGAUUAGUUCGGGGACGUACAAUCCGCCCAUGCUUCCUUUAUCUGAAAUGGAGAAGCUGAAGGUUUCCCGACCCCUAAGUACGGUUGAAUUUGCAUUCGGGACCAGUGCAAGCCUUUGGUCUGGAGCCACAGGCCAGAAUAUUACCUGGCCGGAGCGUCAGCCAUCGGGCCUUUUAGACAUCACGCAAUGUUAUGAGAUUCUGGUGUCUGGCUUUGAUAUAUGGGCACAAGUAAUGACGUUCAUCUUCAAUGAUGGUCGGCGAGCACCAGGGAUGUGUGCCCCAGAGAAUUGUCCUUGGGUACCGGGUUCCCCGUGGUCAAGAACCAAGGCACAAUUAGAGAGAUGGAGAGCCGGCCAACAUGAUCGCCUCUAUUACCCGAGUAACAGCGUUGCAAUCCACAUGACCUUGGGCUAUGGGGAAUCAUUUACAUACAUUAAUCUUCUCUAUUAUUUGAGGUCAGACACUAGCCUGUCUCAAUGGAUCUGUUGCACGAGGCAUCUGAAUGCGGUGCCCAUCUCAUGA